Messenger RNA from Xylona heveae TC161, 1012 nucleotides. RefSeq lists its product as hypothetical. NCBI's taxonomy places the organism in Eukaryota, Fungi, Ascomycota, Xylonomycetes, Xylonales, Xylonaceae. The transcript is spliced from 3 exons. The coding region runs from base 134 to 922 and encodes 262 amino acids. The record is from RefSeq and is a predicted model, not a curated record.
AAAAACAAAAAAAAAAAAAAAAACUUGGAAAAUCCAAGGGAUUCAUAGACCCAGAGAGAAAAAUAUAAAAAACGUUAAAACAAAGAAACACAAAAAUACGAAAACCAAAACCAAUCUCCAACAACGCUUCAAAAUGGCCCCAAUAGACCCCCGCGUCAACUUCCGCACGUCGUACAACCAGGACGAAAUCAUCGCCACCAUGACAGCAUACUACCAAUUCCUAAGUCGUCUUCCAUACGUCGACCCGUCCGAUAUCAUGUACCCUCCUCCAGGGGGGUGGCCGGAGAUCAACCAGGAAACGCUGGGCUACUUGGGCCGCACUGACACGGUGAUCGAGUUGCUGCGUCACUUGCCGUAUAUUAAUACCGACAACCACGACUUCCUUGUUUCACUCGACGUGCAUGCUGCGGAUUAUCGAGGUAAAUGGUUCAAGUCAAGCGUAGCCAAGAAAGUGGGCUCUUUCGCGACACCUGUGGGAGCGACGUUUCCCCCGAACGUGAUUGGGUUGACGAACGGGAAGAACACGGGUGUUUAUUUGAUGCUUGAUACGGUUGAUGGGACAAUAACGCCGUACGAGAUUAUGGGCUAUACCUACGAUCCUACAUACCCCCCAGGCGAUCCGCGAAGCUGGCGAGAUCAAUGCCACGACGAGACGCUCAGGUUGUCGGAUAUAUUGGAUAGAUGGAAGCAAAAGUUUGCCACGCUGGAAUGGAUGGCUUCGCCGCUGAAUGGGUGGCCGUAUAUUUGGUGGGGAGAUGACCGGCGCCAGUCCGAAGAGACGCGUCAGAGAGAGGAAAUGAGAGAAAUCUUUCGAGCACAUGGUUGGCCAAACUCAUUUCGGAGAGAUGAAUGCAAACAGGCUCUUAUUAAGUGGGAAGAGGAACGCCAUAGGAGAUAUCGGGAAGCUCAAAAUGGCGCGUGAUCAUCCAAAGAAUAUUCAGAGAUUGGAAUCCAAAUAGCAUCCCACUUAGCGCUUUAAUUCUAGCAAACUUCGAAAUCAAAUUUCCUGUCC